Molecule: messenger RNA, 4276 nt
Organism: Zootermopsis nevadensis
Lineage: Eukaryota; Metazoa; Arthropoda; Insecta; Blattodea; Termopsidae
Product: NAD(P)H oxidoreductase RTN4IP1, mitochondrial
Cellular component (GO): mitochondrion
Molecular function (GO): oxidoreductase activity; zinc ion binding
Source: RefSeq, a predicted model, not a curated record
UAUCUCUGAUGCCUGCGGUAAGAGAAUGUGCUGUAAUGGAGGAUGGCUGUUUGAUGGUAUUAUGGUUUUCUGUCGAUAGCAUUUGAGAAUUUGUGUUUAAUGUAAUUGUCAUUUUCGAAUGUUGCAAAAUAUACUACAACCAUCAUGCAUAAGCAGAAAUUUUUGUCUCCAUUCUUCAAAAUAGAUAGUAUUAGCUGGUUUCUUUCGAAAAAUAGAGGUUAUUCAAUGGCUCCUGAAGUUUCUAAGGAAUAUAACAGAUCGAAAAUGCUGGCAUGGCAAAUACACUGUUAUGGAGGAUUGGAAGAAUUAAAACUGUCAAAAACAGUUCGAGUACCCUAUAUUAAAGGGCCAAAUGAUGUUAUGAUUCAGAUAUCUGCGUCAUCGGUAAACCCCAUUGAUGUAUUAAUGAUGGGUGGCUAUGGGUCAGUGUUCCUAAAUAAAGCAAGACAAGUUGAAGCUUGUAGUUUCUCUGAAAUAUUAGAAUUUCCAUUAGUUCUUGGACGAGAUUUUGCAGGAAGGGUUGUCGCCAAGGGGUUAGGAGUUGGACAUGAUGUUAGUAUUGGAGAUGAAGUUUGGGGAGCUCUUCCUCCACAUCAGCAAGGCUGUCAUGCAGAGUUUGUGAGAGUUAAUAAGUCUUUGGUACAUAGGAAACCUCGCACUCUGUCUCUGUUGGAAUCAGCCUCUAUUCCAUAUGCUGCCAUGACUGCAUGGUCAGCUUUGAAGGUGACUGGUGGUUUAUGUUUGAGUCCUCCUAAAGGAAAGAGAGUCCUGAUUCUUGGUGGUUCUGGAGGAGUUGGUACAGCAGCACUCCAGUUGCUGAAAGCUUGGGGAGCUCAAGUUGUCACAACAUGUCGUGCUGAUGCAGUUCCUCUGUUGGAAUCAUUUGGAGCUGACUGUGUUAUUGAUUAUACACACACUGAUGCAGAGAAGCAGAUCAGGGAAGAGGGCAAGUAUAACAUUAUCUUGGAUGCUGCAGGGUUGGGAGCAGAUGCUGGUCCAAAGUAUGCAGACUGUCUAAAGGACAUAAACAUUUCAAAAUUCAUAACAUUGAGAUCUCCACUGCUACGAAAUGUUGAUGAUUAUGGCGUGGUAGCUGGUACGAUGAAGAAUAUAGCAGACUUGUUUGUCACAAAUGUGAAAACAGGUAUCAUGAGUAAAAGUAGUACUGUUCGAUGGGGAUUUUUUCUUCCAUUAUCAGAUGCAAUCAGAGAAAUUACUACAUUAGUGGAAGAAGGCAAGAUGUGCCCAGCUAUUGAAAAGGUAUUCCCAUUCUCAGAUUUGCCAAAGUCAUAUGAAAGAAUAAAAGCUGGUCAUUUAAGAGGCAAAAUAGUUAUCAACAUGAACGAGGAAUAAAAUAUGUGAAUACUUGAUGUGAUAAAUACAAAUAUUUAUACCGCUAGUUUGUAUAUGUAUUUUAAGAAGUUUUUGUUUGAAAGAAAUGUUUCCUUGCAAAAUCAUAUUUGUACUAUGUGAAGUAUGUAUAUACACAAACACAGUGUUCAAUGAUAAAUUGGAAUGCAACUGCUACUUCCCAGCUCCUGGUAAGAACAGCAUGACUCACUGCCAAGUGCUACAAGAGUCCCUGUGACAGCUGCAUUCUGGUUUAUGAAUGAACACUGUCAUUCUCUCUCUGUUAUCCAUUCAGCAUAAAAUGUGAAGAUGGUUCAGGACACAUAUUUUUGUAAGCGAGGAAGAAACCAAAUAAUAAAAAUGAGGCUGCAUUUAAUUAAAAUUAACCGUUAAGCCAUGAUACAUGACCGGUAAAGAUUAAAUAAUUCACUAGAUAAUCAGUAAGUUAAUCAUUUAAUAAAGAAACAUGGCAUUUUGUUACAAACUUUUCAUCCAGAUUCUGAAGAUAGAAAAUCAUAUUUGACUUGAAACUUUCACGGUGACUAAAUGCGAUAAAAUCUUGUCGGGCAACUAGCCAUGUCCAUAUGUAGCCGUAGCCUGACUCUGUAUUGACACAGCUAGUCCGAGAAGAUUUUUAUCACAUAUAAAAUCAUGUUUUUGAAUUAAUCAAGAUGGGCACUAAUGGGCAUGAGUUGAUGACACUGCGACAUGUUAAAAAUGUAGAAUUGUAGGAAGUGUACAAAGCUCAUCACUAUCAAGAAACAUAUGUACUAUCCUCACCAAAGUUUUGAGUUUCAAAGACCAAUUUCAUAAGACUCUCUCCGGACUGCAUAAUUGGCAGAGAAAGUUGACAAAAGAAUUAGUCAGUUCAUCAGGCCAACUACAAAAACUAUAAGUGUCUAAUUUAUGAACAUUUGUAUAUAUGAACAAUGCUAUUAUCUGCCUUAACAUUUCAGUAAUCAGAAUAUCAGCACGUAUAAAUGACUCAAUGCUCUCAGGAACUGCUUGCAGCAUUGGGGAAUCUGCAGCCUACACAUCAGAGGUAGAAACCAGUUGGUGGUUUUGUAUUCUCUAGGAACGUCUCUUCUGACAAAGAAAACUGCCUGAAUAUGUGAUUUAGCCUGCUGUUUUCUACUUCCAUUAAGGUACUCUGUGUGAUUCUCUGACUAGACAGUGCACUGUCUUCUUCCUUCUACCCUGUAGUGCAGAAAUAUUUUCUUGUACUGACAUUUCUGGUUCAAGGAGCAGCCUGUUUUCAUCUAACAUCAUAAAAUUAAGAAAACCUUAUUUUUUAAAUAUCUGAAUAACACUGGUAUUCAGUUAGUAGUUAUAUCAAUAAUAUCGGCUUUUAUCUACUCUUUUUUAUCAGCCUUGUUCAUAAAUCUAAACGUUUUGACACGUGAGCGCUAUAAAGUAGAAGCUGAAUGUUGUGUAAGAAUCAUUGUUCAGUCAUGUAGAGACAAUUCUUCUCUGCUAAAGACCUGGUUUGCUGAUUGUGCAGCAUCUUUUAGUUGGGAAAGUGUAUUCGUGAAAGUACUUGUGAUUUUAUAUCAUUAUUAGUCGUUAUGUACAGAGCUUAUAAUUAUUUAUUCUGCUAUUAUUCUUCGCUAGAAGGUUAUGAUAUAUCCUAAAAACUGAUAUUUUACAUAUAUAUAUAUAUAUAUUUGUUAACCCAUUAUAAAGCCUGGUGGUAGUUGUAUGUAUCACCUGCUUUCAGAAACAGUAACUCAGCAUUUUGCCUAUGCACUGGUGUUUUUUUAAUGAAUGUACUUUUUGUUUGCCUGUAUUUUUACAGUAUUGUACGGCUAGGUUUAUAGGGACCGGACAGUGACUAGCCCUCUCCACUCAAUUGGCACAUUCAUCGCCCUGAUGACGGAGGCAGUAUGACCUCUGAAACGUUGGUAAACAUCUACCAUACUACAUGGCGCAACAACUCAGAAGACAAAUCUUUAAUUUACUCUAUGAUUGGCUGAAUCAACCCAUAUUAGUGGUAAAUGACUAGAGUACUUACACUAAGUUUUCUGUAUGAAAUUCUGUGAUAUAGUGAGUAAUUGUUGAAGUGACAUAGAUAUUUUAUUGUGAAGGUAAACUAAUUUAGAAACAAAACAAUAUAAAUUUUAUGACAAGUUGUCUUGUUAUGGAGGUAUAGUUGAAUGUAUCUGGUGUAGAAUAUAUGAGUGAAUGGAAAUACAUUGACCUAAGUGGAGGGGAGACAGCUGUUUUUCAUCUGACAUGCAUGGCAUACUGCCUAAUCCAUGAACGUUAAUUAUGGUACACUUUUAUAUUUUGUAGUUGCAUGCUGAAGAUGGUCACCUGUUAGAUGAUGAUGACAGUUCCUGGUAUUGUUGACCUUAUGACGCAUCUCAGGGAAAAAUGUUGCGCCAAUCUAUCAAGGGUUCAGGGUCCAGUGGGCCUACAUUUUCAUGCUUUGAAUAAACUUAGAUGUUAAGCAUUGAAGAUAGUUUACUGAAAGAGGGAGUUCAAUCAGGAUACCUUUAGUUACACCUUCCUUCAUCUAAAUUAAUAUUCAUCUUGCUGUAAAUUUUAAUAUGAAGUAGUUUUCAUUUUAUAAACAACAGGAUGUCGGGAAGAGAAGAUCUGCACGAUUGUAUGGCACUGUGUACAUUACUUUGACAAUGAAAAAUUCACAGAAAAGAAACUUGUUUUUCACUCACUCAUUGAGAAUGUAUACUGAAUAGAUGUUGCCUAAUAUGUGGGUCAGUGUGAAGGCUCGUCCAAAGAGCCUGAUGCAACAUUUUUCAUUGAAUGUGUGUAAUAUUUCACAAGUUUCUAUCUAGAUCUGUAGUGGGUAGAAGUCCCAAAUCUUUUCUGUGUAUAACUAAUUGCUCAUUAACCUGAAUGUUAUUGGAAUUUAAAUGGUGCACAGGUUUCUCAAAAAUAAAAAUAAAUGUAGAAGAAAAACGAU